Messenger RNA from Lycium barbarum (goji berry), 2241 nucleotides. RefSeq lists its product as uncharacterized. Gene Ontology annotation, cellular component: signal recognition particle, endoplasmic reticulum targeting. Bases 59 to 2041 code for a protein of 660 amino acids. Gene Ontology annotation, biological process: SRP-dependent cotranslational protein targeting to membrane. Gene Ontology annotation, molecular function: protein binding; 7S RNA binding; ribosome binding. The transcript is spliced from 6 exons. The record is from RefSeq and is a predicted model, not a curated record. Lineage: Eukaryota; Viridiplantae; Streptophyta; Magnoliopsida; Solanales; Solanaceae.
CCUCCUUCAAUUGUAAGAUUGACAUUUUCAUUCAUUCUGAAAAGAGUGGAUCACAAAAAUGGCUCCGAAAGCGAAAGAGAAAGAAAGGGCAACAACAGCAAUAUCAAUAGAAGAUCUCUUCACUUCACUUAAUCGCCAUAUCCAACGAUCCGAAUAUGAUCAAGCCGUCAAAAUUUCCGAUCAAAUUCUUGCGGCUGCGCCUGGAGAUGAGGACGCGAUACGGAGUAAAGUGGUGGCUUUAGUGAAAGCAGAUUGUAUAGAAGAAGCAUUGGCUGCUAUUAAAGAGUGUAGCAAAAAGGCUUCUAUUGAUCUUAGCUUCUUUAAGGCAUAUUGCUUAUAUCGGCAAAAUAAAUUGGAGGAGGCUUUAGAGUCCUUGAAGGGGCAUGAAGGAAGUACUGAGUCAAUGCUGUUGGAGUCUCAGAUUUUAUAUCGUUUAGGAAAGAUGGGUGCAUCUGUUGAUAUUUAUCAAAAGCUUCAGAAGUCAGCGGUAGAUUCCUUGGAGAUAAAUCUUGUUGCUGGGCUGGUGUCUGCUGGAAGGACUUCUGAAGUGCAGGGAACCUUGGAUUCACUGAGAGUUAAAGCAACUAGCAGUUUUGAAUUGGCUUACAACACUGCCUGCUCUUUAAUUGAAAGGGAGAAGUAUAAAGAUGCAGAACUAUUGUUAUUGUCAGCUCGAAGAAUUGGUCAGGAAACACUAAUGGAAGAGAACUUAGCUGAUGAUGAUGUUGAAAUUGAAUUGGCACCUAUAGCUGUUCAAAUUGCAUAUGUACAACAGAUUCUAGGGAACACCCAAGAGGCUGUUGCAUCUUAUACUGAUCUUGUCAAAAGAAAUUUGGCUGACGAGUCUUCACUUGCGGUGGCAGUAAAUAAUCUCAUUGCUUUAAAGGGUCCUAAAGAUGUCUCUGAUGGCCUUAGGAAACUUGAUAAGCUAAUAGAGAAAAGUGAUGGACCAGAGAAGUUCCAGCUUGCUCGUGGACUGGACUUGAAGCUCUCACAGAAGCAAAGGGAAGCAAUAUAUACCAAUAGGGCGCUGCUGCUACUUCAUUCUAAUAAGAUGGAUCAGGCUAGAGAACUUGUUGGUGCUCUACCUGGGAUAUUCCCUAGUAGCUUGAUGCCUGUACUUCUUCAAGCUGCUGUACAUGUGAGAGAGAACAAGGCUGCUAAAUCUGAAGAAAUACUUGGACAGUAUGCAGAUAAGUUUCCUGACAGGUCCAAGGUUAUCCUGCUUGCAAGGGCUCAGGUUGCUGCAGCUGCCGGCCAUCCGCAGAUUGCAGCUGAUUCCUUGGCGAAAAUACCCGACAUUCAGCACCAGCCUGCAACUGUUGCGACCCUUGUUUCUCUUAAGGAACGAGCUGGAGAUAUUGAUGGUGCCGAUGCUGUGUUUGAUUCUGCAAUCAAGUGGUGGUCGAAUGCCAUGACUGAAGACAAUAAGCUCAAUGUCAUCAUGCAAGAAGCUGCUGCUUUCAAGCUCAGGCAUGGAAGGAAAGAGGAGGCAGCACGCCUUUUUGAGCAGCUAGUGAAAAGCCACGGAAGUAUUGAGGCUUUAGUUGGAUUAAUCCAGACUGCAGCCCAUGGCGACAUUGAGAAAGCAGAAGCUUAUGAGAAGCAGUUAAAGCCACUACCUGGUUUAAAAGCAAUAGAUGUCGACAGUUUGGAGAAAACUUCUGGUGCCAAGCAUGCCGAGAAAGGUCCCAACGCUGGUACCACUGAAGCAUACGAAGCCAAGAGUAAGGAUAAGGCGAAGAAAAAGAGGAAAAGAAAGCCAAAAUAUCCAAAGGGCUUUGACCCAGCUAAUCCAGGACCUCCGCCCGAUCCAGAGAGGUGGCUUCCCAAGAGGGAGAGGUCUACUUACAGACCAAAGAGAAAGGACAAGAGAGCAGCUCAAAUUAGAGGUUCUCAGGGUGCAGUGGCUAAAGAGGCGGCGAGCAGUAGUGAUACGAAAUCAAACCAGCCAGCUAAUCCUAAAGGAGCCUCUCAGAAUGCAGGCAAUGUGCAAUCAAAGGCUUCAUCCAAAUCUUCGAGGAAGAAAUCGAGGAAAUAAUCCAACAGAUAACCUUUUGUUUCUUUGUUAUUGUUUCGGUGGAUUCUUUUUGACUGAUUCUUUUAGUACUAGUGGGGAAUUGCCCGUGCUAAGCAUGGGCCCAAUGUCUAAUUUUUAUUUUGUGUUUCAACUGAGAUUCUAUUGGUAUUUUAUAUUUCAGAGAAUGUGAAGGGUGCGUUGCUACAGCGCAUGGGCAUGCA